GGGGUGGGUAAGGGGAGGUGGCGGUUGUUGUUUAGAAGAGGAGGAGGAGGAGGGGGCGGCAUAAGUGUCCUGGGAAGGGUUAAAGGUGAGAGGUCAGGAUUCCAGCUGCUGGACCCCCAAGGGGGCUGGGAGGGGACGGGUCUCCGGUGCUUAAGCGAGGAGAAGGGGGGGGAAAGGAAUAAGAGAAUGACAGAUAUGGCAGAUAAUCAUAAAGAAAAUUGGGUAGCCCUGGUGGCUGCAGCAGAACAGUACCGGCGUCAAACAGGCAACGAAAUUGUUUUGCUCACAGCCUUCCGGGCACCACCCCCUGGCAACUACAGCUAUGUGCAGCAUGGGAGUGGGGCUCUAGCAGAUGCUGUUCAGCGCUACCUCGAAGAUAUUGCAGUGGUUCAUAAAACCACUGCUUUCACCUAUAUUGCCCGCCCUCCCUCAAACCCUCAUCCACCUCCCCCACAAGGAUCCUAUUCCCAAAAUUACCUUCCUACUUAUGCUCCAGAUGAACCUGCCCCACACAGGACGCCUGCCUCCCAGGGAGGCCUGCCUCAGGCUUCGGGAGGCCAAGAAAACGAACAUGAAGAUGAAGAUGACGAAGGUGACAGAAACACAUUGACCGAACUGGAACAACCGGGUGGGAGAAACCUUCCUAGUGACGCUACUGGUCUGUUUGUGAUGGAUGAAGAUUCUCCAAGCCAAGAUUAUGAGCCUUUUUUUGAUUCUGAUGUGGAAAGCACUGACGAUGGAAGUCUAAGUGAGGAGGCUCCAGGACAGACAGCUCCUCCACCCCCAAGCCAUCAGUAUGCCAAAUCCCUCCCUGUCUCCGUGCCCAUCUGGGGCUUUAAAGAACAACGCCAAGAGAUGCGAUCCUCCGAUGAAGAGAACAGUAAGCAUUCGUCUCCCGACCUGGAGAAGAUUGCCGCCAGCAUGAAAGCUCUGGUGCUGCGGGUUUCAGACGGCACAGAGAUGUUUGGAGACCUGCCUCGGCCACGCCUGAAUACGAGUGACUUCCAGAAGCUGCAUCGGAAAUAUUAAUAGAUCUGGCCAUUGGUCCUACCGCCUCGGCGCCGUUUUUCUCCACUACCAAAAAUCGGUAGACAGGGUUCAGAGCCCCUCUCAAGCCAUACUGUUCAAAUUCUGUCCUCCAGCCUUUGCUCCCACAAGCUUUAAUUUAAAAUGAGUAACCUCAGUUUCACACUACAGAUGGGCUGGAGGGGUUAAUUACCUCUCUCUCUCUGUCUCUCUCUUUUUUUUUUCCAAAGGGAAGCCUCCUCUUCUUUGAUUUGACUACUGAGAUCAGUGUUUCUCAACCGUGGCAACUUGUAAGGUGUGCAGACUUCAACUCCCAGAAUCCCCCAGCCAGCUGCGGUUGUAGGAGUUGAAGUCCGCACACCUUGAAGUUGCCAUGGUUGAGAAACACUUCCUCAGCUGUAACAGCCCUUCUGAGAGGGGCUUCUUGUCAAGGGACACCUUGACAAAAACACACCCACGUGCACACACACACACAGGAAGACUAGAGACACCCUGACAAAAGAAGUUCUACCACCAUGCCCUGCCUCUGCCGCGCCAACCCACUCCGAUUGAUCUUUCUUCAACAAGCUGUUGGAAAUUCUCCGCCUCCAUGUUUUCAUCCCCAAUUAAGUGUCUUAAAGGAAGAUCCUUUGCACACAAAGUGGGCUUGUUUAUACUUUGGUUUAAAUUAACUUUCCCUUGGAGGAACAGUAAAUGGAAGGAGGGUUCUAUGCCAUUUUGCUGUUCUUCGUUUGUUUUUUUCCUCCCAGAUGUAAAUCUCCCCCUAUUUCCAGGAGUAGAAUUUCAGGGUCCUUUUUACUUUCGGAGAGUUGGUGCAAACGUGCCCUUCCACCCUGUGGCAGGUGGGAUGCGAAAGUGGGUCUAGGGGCCAUGUACAGCCUCGGACUGAUCCCACACCACCCCAGCCUACUUUUGUAUCAGAUUUUCAAGAGCUGUUUCUGGCUCAAACCCUCUAUUUUUGUCCAAAGACGAUUGGUGAAUUGGAAGAGAGAGGAUAUUUUGUGGUCCUUCCUGCCAGCCUAUAAGCCAAUAAAAAUAAUAAAAGUUGUCUUUUACAAGCUC
Messenger RNA from Thamnophis elegans (Western terrestrial garter snake), 2088 nucleotides. RefSeq names its product AKT1 substrate 1 (gene AKT1S1). Gene Ontology annotation, biological process: negative regulation of TOR signaling; neurotrophin TRK receptor signaling pathway; negative regulation of protein kinase activity. Bases 187 to 1029 code for a protein of 280 amino acids. Gene Ontology annotation, cellular component: cytoplasm. The record is from RefSeq and is a predicted model, not a curated record. The transcript has 5 exons. Lineage: Eukaryota; Metazoa; Chordata; Lepidosauria; Squamata; Natricidae.